Molecule: messenger RNA, 1607 nt
Organism: Gavialis gangeticus (Gharial)
Lineage: Eukaryota; Metazoa; Chordata; Crocodylia; Gavialidae
Gene: OGFOD1
Product: 2-oxoglutarate and iron dependent oxygenase domain containing 1
Exons: 12
Biological process (GO): peptidyl-proline hydroxylation; regulation of translational termination
Cellular component (GO): cytoplasm
Molecular function (GO): L-ascorbic acid binding; peptidyl-proline dioxygenase activity; iron ion binding
Source: RefSeq, a predicted model, not a curated record
CGCCGCGCUCUGCCCGCAGAGGCCGUGGCCGUGGCCCCCGUGCCCUUCCCGCAUGCUGUCAUCACGGACUUCCUGCCCGGCGGGGGCUUCGCGGAGCAGCUGCGCGCGGAGUUGCUGGACGUGGCGCUGCGCCGCCGCGGCAACGACCUCUACCGCUUCCAGCAGUCAGACGACCUGAAGGAGCGGAAGGAACCGCACGUCUCCGCACUCAGGAAAGUUCUGCUUGACGAGUUCCGUCCGUGGCUUUCUGCUGUCACUCAGAUUGAGCUGGAGCCAACUAUUGACCUGUCCUGUGCCAAGUAUGAAUAUACAGAUGUCCUGCUGUGCCAUGAUGAUGAGCUGGAGGGGCGGAGAAUCGCCUUCAUUCUGUACCUUGUUCCACCAUGGGAGAAGAGUGAUGGAGGCACUCUGGACCUGUACAGUGCAGAUGAGCACGUUCAACCCCUGCAGGUUGUCAAGUCAUUAGUCCCCUCAUGGAACUCCCUGGUCUUCUUUGAAGUGUCUCCAGUCUCUUUUCACCAGGUAUCAGAAGUCCUGUCCAAAGAGAAGUGCCGCUUGUCUGUGAGUGGCUGGUUUCACGGUCCAUCAGUGGCAAGGCCUCCCCGCUACACUGAAGCCCCCUUGCCACGAAGCCCACACAUCCCCUAUGAUCAUGAAAUCUUGUACAACUGGAUCAAUCCUGUUUAUUUGGACAUGGUUUCCCAAGCUCAGAUCCAGGAGGAAUUUGAGGAUCGAUCAGAGACUUUCCUGAAGGAUUUCUUUAAAAGAGAGAAAUUUCAGUUGGUGUGUGAGGCUCUAGAGAAAGAAGACAUCAAAUGGACGAGACGGGGACCCCCCAAUAAAAGAUGCUAUGAGGUGGCUGAGGAAGGGAGCCUUCCGGACAUCCUGAAGAAUUGCUUGGAGUUCUUCCGCUCUGAGGCCUUGUUCCUGCUGCUCUCUAAUUUCACGGGUCUAAAGCUGCACUUCCUGGCUUCCUCCAAUGAGGAGGAGGGAGAAGAGGGGAGGGCUGCAGACUGUGCUGGUCAUGACUCCUCCAGGGCUAAGGAAGGAGAGACCAGUCAAGAGACCAGUGGCAACGCUGAUCAAAGAGGCCAGCUGGAAAACUUCCUCAAAACUGCUGAGGGUGAACCACAGAAUAGCUCAAGUGUCCCUAUGUGUGUGGGGGAGCUGAGACAGUGGAUGAAUGGUUGCUACACUCUAGUCCAUGACACCCAAGCAACAGAGUUUGCCCUGGACCUGAUGUUUUUCUGUGGCUGUGAAGAUUGGGAUGCAGAAUACGGCGGCUUCACCUCCUACAUUGCUAAGGGUGAAGAUGAAGAGCUGCUGACUGUGAAUCCAGAGAACAACUGCUUGGCCUUAGUUUACAGGGACAAAGAGACUUUGAAAUUUGUGAAGUAUAUUAAUCACCGUAGCUUGGAGCAUCUGAAAAAGCAUCCAAACAAUGCUGGAUUCUGGGAUUUCUCUUUCGUCUACUAUGAGUGACAGUACUGUGCAUGACCAACCUCUGACAAUUAAUGGCUUGAUGGUGUCAAACUGGAUUUGAGUAGUUGCCUGGAUUGGCUGCUUAAUGGAUGCACCUGUAAUGCAGGGAUGAGGCAGAAGAGGAA